GAGACGAUGGACGAGAACUGCUCCUUCAGGCCGUGCGCCACGGACUUCUCCAUAGCGGCGAUCAUGGCCCGCCACGGCAGCAGGGCCGCCAAGGCUGCGGCCGACAGCUUGGCGCCUCUAGCGCAGGAUGGCGCGCAGCGCUCUGACCUCUUGGGGGCCUCGCUCUGUUCCGUUCCGGCAGAGAAGCUGGUGGACACGACGCCGACGUCUUCCUCGCUGGCCAGCAGCUCGCCGGAGCCGUCCACGCCGCGGGACGAGGGCCGCGAGUCCCCUCCCGAGAUCAGCUCGUCCACCCCGGAGUCCUCCUCCGCCGUCGCCGCGACCGCCACGUCUUCCUCCUCGGGCCGCUGCAAGAAGUCCCCGUCGAGGGCUUCCACGUCCUCCGGGUCUCCCCCUCCUCCGCCCCCGCAGAGGAACCCGCAGCUCCAGGAGCGCGCCAACUGCGAGGAGCUGCGACACGUGGUCUGCCACAUGGAGACCAAGGAGCUGUGGGAGAAGUUCAACGACCUGGGCACCGAGAUGAUCAUCACCAAGUCCGGCAGGCGCAUGUUCCCCACGUGUCGGGUGUCCUUCACGGGAGUGCGGCCCGAGCAGCGGUACGCGGUGCUCAUGGACAUAGUGCCGGUGGACAACAAGAGGUACCGCUACGCCUACCACCGGUCCUCGUGGCUGGUGGCGGGCAAGGCGGACCCGCCGGCGCCUUGCCGGCUCUACAUGCACCCGGACUCGCCCUUCACGGGGGAGCAGCUCAGGAAGCAGGUCGUGUCCUUCGAGAAGGUCAAGCUCACUAACAACGAGAUGGACAAGCAUGGACAUCUGGUGCUCAACUCCAUGCACAAGUACCAGCCGAGGAUCCACCUGGUGAAGCGGCACGAGUCGCAGGGCAGCGCGCCCAUCACCGACCUGGAGGCGGAGGAGUUCAAGACGUUCAUCUUCCCCGAGUCGGUGUUCACGGCCGUCACAGCCUACCAGAACCAGCUGAUCACGAAGCUGAAGAUCGACAGCAAUCCGUUCGCAAAAGGAUUCAGGGAUUCCUCACGACUUACGGAGUUCGAGAGGGAGACGAUGGAGUCCAUGCUGGCGGAGCAGCACUACCUGCGCUCGCCCUUACGUCCCUUCGACCUCGACUCGCACAACAACAACCUCACGCUGGAGGAGAAGGCUCUGCUCGCCGCCCGCUCCCAGCUGUUCCUGCGCGCCGCCGCCGCGUCCAGUCUGUACGCGCCGCUGAUGGCUCCCGUGUGCCCGCUGCCGGGGGCGAGCCCCGGGGGCGGCGCGCUCUGGGGGCAGUGGGCCUGCCUGGGGCCCUCGCUGCUCGCUGCGCAGCACCAGCACGCGCAGCACCUGGCGGCGGCGGCGGCCGCCUCCACCUCUGCGGCGCCGCAGCUCCCGCGGCCCGUCUACCCGCUCACGCAGCACCGCUUCUCGCCGUACGCCGCCCCCGCGGCGGGCCUGCGCCGCCCCGCCUCGCCGGCGCCGUCCCCGGACAGCCUGCAGGACGGCGGCGAGCUGUCCGCGUCGCCGCACAGCCCGGCGCUGUCGUAG
Bacillus rossius redtenbacheri is the source of this 1545-nucleotide messenger RNA. Its product is annotated as T-box transcription factor TBX20-like. Gene Ontology annotation, biological process: heart development; regulation of transcription by RNA polymerase II; positive regulation of DNA-templated transcription. Gene Ontology annotation, cellular component: nucleus. Bases 7 to 1545 code for a protein of 512 amino acids. The transcript is spliced from 6 exons. Gene Ontology annotation, molecular function: RNA polymerase II cis-regulatory region sequence-specific DNA binding; DNA-binding transcription factor activity, RNA polymerase II-specific. Lineage: Eukaryota; Metazoa; Arthropoda; Insecta; Phasmatodea; Bacillidae. The record is from RefSeq and is a predicted model, not a curated record.